Numida meleagris (helmeted guineafowl) is the source of this 2494-nucleotide messenger RNA. RefSeq names its product leucine-rich repeat-containing protein 37A-like. The record is from RefSeq and is a predicted model, not a curated record. Bases 18 to 1889 code for a protein of 623 amino acids. NCBI's taxonomy places the organism in Eukaryota, Metazoa, Chordata, Aves, Galliformes, Numididae. Gene Ontology annotation, molecular function: protein binding. The transcript is spliced from 14 exons.
ACCAUAGUAGCAACACCAUGUGUCUACCCCGACCCCCCCACCCAUUCCUCUUCUUCCUGGUGCUCCUGCUGGUGACAGCUGUGUCCCCAGGGCAGCCUGUAGCCCUCUGCCCAGCUUCCUGCUACUGUCACCGGUGGUUGCUGGACUGCAGCCGAGCCUCCAUGGACACAGUGCCAUGGGCCACUCGCCACUGGGCCCUGUCUGUGCUAAAUUUCACUGGCAACUCUAUUUCUUCCAUUGAAAAAGAAGCAUGGAGGGAAUACCCGUGGGCUGAGCACUUAGUUCUCAAGGACAAUGAUUUGAGGGCAGUGAAGAGGGAUUCGCUGGAGGGUUUGCUGCUGCUGAAGCACCUGGAUUUAUCCAGCAAUAAAAUCCUGUCGAUUGAGGAACAUGCUUUUGAGCCACUUCCUUUCUUGCAGCUUCUAAACCUCAGUGGAAAUCUCAUGGCACAGAUCCGGAAGGACACUUUCCAGGCAUGGCAUGGGAUGCAAUUUCUACAGAAAGUGAUCCUAAGCCACAACCCCCUGUCUGUGAUCGAGGACGCAUCGUUCUUUCAGCUGCCGGCCGUCAGCUAUCUUGACCUGGGAGCGACACGAGUGUCCCGGCUGACGGUGCUCACGCUCCUCCUGACCACGGCGCGCUUGGAGAUGCUCAAACUGCCCCGAGUUGCAGCCUGCUGCCUCUGCCAGGAGGGCCACGCCGCGCUGUGCAGGAGCGUCGGGCUCCACGGCGAGGAGCUGUGUGCCAGCACCACGCAGUGCGCUCACGUAGAACCUCCAGCAGAGACGCAAGCAGAACUGAGGAGAGCGGCGCGGUGCGGCACGGUGCUACACCUCAAGGCCACGAAUUCUUCGCUUGGAGACCGAGAAACCGUAACACUUGCGGUUCUCCCGAGCCCUCACCGCGCUGAUGGUGACCUCAGGAACUCCAAUGACCACAUCUCUGGAACGAGCUCCCGUUCCCCUCAGCUCCCAGCCAGGCAGGAGCUGCAUGGUGCUCAGCUCAUGGGCCAGGCGAGGGAGCACGGGGGGAGAAAACUGCAUUUCCCAGUGACAGAGCAGAAGGAGCAGCAUGGGGGUAGAGGUGCGGAAAGCACCACUUCACAGCUGCCAUGGCCUGCUGCGCACCAGGCCCUGGAGCCAAAGGAGGGAGCCCACGUCCCCGGUGCACCAAGCAGCGUGGGCAGCACGGAGGAUGAGGACACGGUGACAGAAGGAGAGCGCUUUGAAACCGAAGUGAAGCACCGCCUGCGCCCGCUGGUCCCCAACGGAGCCCUGCGGGGCUUCAUCGCCCGCGUGGCACGUGCCAUGAGGAAGGACUGCCGCCUGCUGCAGCUGCAGCCCUCCUGCACGAAGCUGCUGGCGCAGACUGGGCAGCUGCUGGGGCGGCUGGGCGGGCAGCGAGCCCCACAACCUGCGGCGCAGUGCCUGCUGCGGGGGAACGGCUCCAUGGGCACAGCAGGCAGGAACCGGACCACGAAGGGGACGGCAGCGCACAGCUCCAGCAGGAGGGUCCUCCUGGCGGUGUCGGUGUCUCUCAUCAUCACCACCUACAUCACGGCGAUCUGUCUCAUCGAGGUCUGCUGCCCAAAACCUGCAGCCGCCUCCCAGCCCCAGAGCACCAGCAAGUCACGGUGGAGACGGUUCUUUAGGAAGCUGCUGCCGCGCCGAUGGUGCAAGAACAGCGGGGCGCAGGGGUCACGCUUUGCAGAGCGCACGAAGGACGAGCCGCAGUGGCUCCGAGACCUCUACCAGCCCCUGGACGACUUGCAGAGGAACUCCAUCUGCCAGCUGUACCGAGAGCCCGAGGAGGAGGAGAUGAGCACGGCCGAGCCGAUGAUGGACACAGCCCCCAAGGAACAGCACAGCCCCGAGCCCUCUGCCCCGUAACGCCCAGGAGCUGCAGGAGGAUGGAGCAGUGAGCCCUGGUACCGCUCCGGGAGCAGCGCUGGGCCCAGCGGUGCCCAUUGCCCCAGCAUGGGCUGCUCCCCUGUUCUUUGGGAGGGAUGGCCCCGCUCCGGGCGCUGCUGGGUUUCCUAUUAAAGGUUGUAGGGUGUCCUGCACCGUGUCCGUGCAGGUGUGUGGGCUGGGGGUGUGCGUGUGUGUGUGUGUAAGGGGGGGGGGUGUGUGCAUCACUUCUGCACGUGUGGGCGUGCAUGUGAGUGCAGGGCUGUGCUUGGUGUGCGCAGCUCUGGGGGGCGUGGCUGCGUGCAGAUCCACGGGGGUGUGUGCGCAUGGGUGGGUGGGUGUGUGCACACACGUGGGGAUGUGUGUGGGUCUGUGUGUGCACACAUCUGUGGGUCUGUGCGGGGGGGGGAUGUGUGUGGGUCUGUGUGCGCACGUAUGAGGAUGUACGUGGGCCUGUGUGUGUGCACGUAGGGACACAUAUGUGGACCUGCGUGUGCUCACGUAUGGGGAUGUGCGUGAACACACGGGUAGGUGUGUGGGUGCGUGCACGCGCAGCUCCGCGUGCCCGCGCGUGACGCCCCGCCCCC